Molecule: messenger RNA, 702 nt
Organism: Drosophila rhopaloa
Lineage: Eukaryota; Metazoa; Arthropoda; Insecta; Diptera; Drosophilidae
Exons: 2
Coding region: 46-669 (207 amino acids)
Source: RefSeq, a predicted model, not a curated record
AGGCACUCAUUGUGGAUUUCAAGCGAAACGGAAUAACAACGCAGAAUGAACGCAGUGUUUCUUUUCACUGUUUGUCUAUUAGCUUUCUGCAGAAGCGAGCCUGUUUUCGAUCGGAUCGGCGAUGGUUACUACUAUAUAGGGAGUGAAAAGACAGCGGGGCACUACUUCGACUGGUUUAUCGCGCGACAACAUUGCAGGCGAAAUGUGUCAACACUUGUGUCCGUGGAGACGAGGGAUGAGCUGGUCAACUUGGAGCAGUACAUCGUAUCGAAGGGCUUUCCCGAUGGCAGCACUUUCGCUACCUCGGGCAAUAGUUUCAACAGCCCGACACCCUAUUCAUGGGAGGCAACCGACGAGCCGUUGGCCUUCACCAACUGGCUUCCAGGGACAGAGAAACUGCCGGAAAGGUCCUAUCUCAGUCUGAAGCUGACCAACUCCUCGCUGUAUAUGAUACCAACUUACGGCCUCGACGACUACUAUAUCUGCGAGUACCACUUUUCCAUUUGGCAACUCUGGCUUUCCCUGGAUUCUCCAAAUAGGGACAUUCUAAUAGUGAUCGUGUUUUUUGUGUGGUUUUGUUUAUUGAUUCUUUACCUCAGAUGGCAAGUGACAAAAAAAUCAAGCCAACCCGCAGCGGACAAGGUUCAACUCAUGUCGGAAAUACUAUAACUCCAAGCAAAAAUAAUAAAAUGUUUAAUUAUA